Messenger RNA from Blepharisma stoltei, 1725 nucleotides. The record is from the annotation of a GenBank genome assembly. NCBI's taxonomy places the organism in Eukaryota, Ciliophora, Heterotrichea, Heterotrichida, Blepharismidae.
AUGAGAAUUGAAAUACUAAUCGUUUAUAUUAAAAAAGAAUUGAUAUACCAAACUUUAAAAAUGCAACCAUGCAAGAAACAUAAAAAGCCACUUGUCAGAUUCACAAGCCAACAAAAAAUGAGGAUUCUAAAAGAAUUAAAACAUAAAACCCUUGAGAAAUCACUCAAAAUAUCAAAUACUGAGACUACCAUGAAUAUUGCAAAAGCACCUUUGAAACGACUUAUAAUGAGUGGGAAAUCUUUACUUCCAAACCUUGAUAAGCAGAGGUUGGAUUUAUCGAGCCAGUCAAAAAUCUUAACAUCUCCACUUUCAACAUCUCAUUCCUCAAAACUAUUGAUGUCGCCAAAAGAAUUCUCUUUCUGCUUCACUUCCAAAAGCUACGUUAAAUCUCAUAACGACCACCAAAAUAUUGAUAAUAUUUUGGAGUAUAGAAACUUGAGUUCAAGAAAGCUCACAAAUAUAAAAAAUAUUUCGUGCACUGCUGUAGAAAACAUUAGAGAAAAGUACAAAAAAGAAAUCAAGGAACGAAUAAAAUUACAAAAUUAUCAGAAUUCUUCGCUGAAUUCUUCAUUUAAAAACUUACAAAAAGACGAGUCAUCUAUUUCUACGAAUCGAGCUAAUAUAAAAAAACUUGACUCGUCACUUAAUUUAUUUUGCAAGAUACCUCCCAAAGAUGAAUCAAUAUUGUCGGGGACGACUACUAGAGAGUUAUCUUCCAAAAGGAUUGCUAUUGAAGAAUCACCUAUAAGCAAGUCUGAUGAAAAAAGAAUGAAAUUUCUGCUUCCUUCAAAGUCAAUUUCUUCUAAUAUCCCUACAGAAAUUCAGAAUAAAUUCCAACAAUUAAAUCCACUAUUUGAGAAACCUAAUACAGAAACUGUAAGUGAUAUUGAGAAAAUUUUAAAUGAAAAAAAAUGAAUAAGAAAUGAAUCAAAUAAAAUUGAUGAAGCUAUGGAAAGUGCCUCUGUUGAAGAAGCAAAAAUUAAUUAAAAUUACUUUUCAUCUGAUUGAGCACCCAAUACCACAUCAUCUGCAAGGGCUUCCGCUCCUGUUUCUGGGUUUCUCCGGUCCACUUCACUUCAGGCACCGCUGGCUUCGCUCCUGAAUGAUCCAUAGGCUUCGGGCAUUGGAUUUUGACGGCCUUGCUUAAGGCUCGAUCAAGAAUCAGUUUGGGUCUAUCAGACACCCUAAAGGUCCCAGUCUCUACAGCUGGCUUGGUGGGAUCCUUACAGAAGAUUCGAUUUCCCUAAGGGCAGGAGUCCUUCACUACAAAUCGCAGGCUCUUAUGCGCUAUCACAGCCGGGAUAAAUUUGCUGGGGAAAGUUGAAGCUCAUAAUCAUAAAACACAAAAAGAGAAUUUUCGGUCAGGAUACCAGAAAAUUUGAGUGGCACCCAUUUUAUUAUGCUGUUGAAGAAGCAAACAAAAGCAUUCAUAAAGAUAUAGAAAGGAUAUUUUACCCAGAAGUGACGAAAUUUCCUCAAAAGACAGAGAUGCCCAAAGUGAGAUCACCUGAUUUUAAAAAACGGCCAUUUGGAUUACAUGAAAGCUAUAAUCAUGAUGAGUCUUUGAAGCACUCUUUCAUCAUACUCGGAACCAGAAAUAUGGGAAAAAAUUCAAAUUGUAAGACUAAAAAAUAUCCUGAAAAAGACAAGCAAAAAUCAUAUGAUCUGGAUGAUUAUAAAAUGCUUUCAUUUUAUUUAGAAAUUUGUGAUAAAAAUAUUAGCUAA